Prorocentrum cordatum is the source of this 829-nucleotide messenger RNA. The record is from the annotation of a GenBank genome assembly. NCBI's taxonomy places the organism in Eukaryota, Dinophyceae, Prorocentrales, Prorocentraceae.
AUGCUGUGCCAGACGAUUCAGAACCUGGAUGCGGGGCGGGACAAGGAGUUCAUUGAGGGGCCGCAGACAAAGGCGAAGGAGACCCGCGAGCAGCUCCAGCGGCUCAAGCCCCAGAUCACCCAGCACACGAACGCGGGCCACUUGCUGGCGGAGCUGGAGCGGAAGAGGGCGGCCGCUCUCCAGAAGAAGAUGGAGCAGGAGGACAUCGUCACGGCUGCGCAGUCGGAGAUGGGCAGGCAGGGCGAAAUCGCCACCAAGCUUGAGGCGGAGUUUGUGGACGACCAAGAGGUCAAGGACAUGUUCGCGUCGGCAGCAUGGAAGCGGUACCACGACAAGGUCAGGGAGAAGGGCGUGGACACCCUGCGGCAGGCAACCAAGGGCGAUAAGCGGAACUUGUUGGAGCAGCUGCGCGCCGCGGGGAAGCAGAAGGGGGGGCCUGACUUCCGCUUCUACUUCGCUAACAUCACCAGCUAUGGCGACAAGGCCAAGGACCAGAUCAAGGCCUGGUCACGGGCACGUGCGCUCAAGGAACCGUCGAUUUCCUGCAGUACGGGGAAACACCUGAGCGAGCCUGAGGGGUUUGAGGAGCGGGCGCCGCACCUCGUCGGUUUCGUGGAACACCACAUGUUGGGGCCCAAGCCCACAGAGGUGAAUAAGGGGCUCCGUAAACAGGGAUGGCGGGGGGACUUCGUCCGAGCCCAGCCUACGAUCAACGGUGGCCGUCAGGGACAUGGAGGCGUCGCAGUGUUCAGCCGCUCCCACCUGCACACCACGGUGCCCACGACGGAGGAGAAGCCGAUGUUCCCAGAAGUGCUCCCGCCGCUACAGA